Daphnia carinata is the source of this 2208-nucleotide messenger RNA. RefSeq lists its product as uncharacterized. The record is from RefSeq and is a predicted model, not a curated record. Gene Ontology annotation, biological process: IRE1-mediated unfolded protein response; intrinsic apoptotic signaling pathway in response to endoplasmic reticulum stress; protein phosphorylation. The coding region runs from base 136 to 2208 and encodes 690 amino acids. Gene Ontology annotation, cellular component: IRE1-TRAF2-ASK1 complex. Gene Ontology annotation, molecular function: ATP binding; protein serine/threonine kinase activity; RNA endonuclease activity. Lineage: Eukaryota; Metazoa; Arthropoda; Branchiopoda; Diplostraca; Daphniidae. The transcript is spliced from 3 exons.
AACAGCGUUCAGAUAGUGUUAAUUAGAAGUGUAUUGUACUGCGAUUUCAGUCACUAUAAGGUACAAACCUGCUGCGUAUUUUUCGUAAUCGCGUUAAUUUUUUUGUUAAUCUGAUCACUAUUCAACCCGCAAGAAAUGGCAUCUAAAUCCAACGCUUCAACGAAUAUAACGUAUAACAGGCGGGACGUGCUAGGUAAGGGACACUAUAGCGUCGUUUUUCGAGGUUCAUUUGAAAGCCGUGAAGUUGCUGUCAAACGAGUGCUGAAAGAAUAUGCCCCUAUCAUUUCUGAUGAAAACGAAUUUCUUCAGCUGAAGCACCCGAACAUUGAGAAGCUUUUGGCAAUCGACAACAUGGAAGAAUUUCGAUUGUAUGCCUUUGAUUUGGCCGUUGGAAAUCUUGAUGACUUCUGCUGUGGGAAAUAUUCUGGACCAAUGCCAGAGGACAGAGAAGCAAUGUUACAAAUGGCAAAAGGACUAGAAUACAUUCACAGCAAACAAAUGGUUCAUUGCAACCUUAACCCUCAAAAUAUUCGCAUUUCGGGGAAAGUACCUACUCGGCUAAUGAUUGCUGUUUUCGGAUGUUGCAACAAAACAAACGAAGGCGAAUAUGUUUCGCUGUCCCGGAAGAAAGAAACUGACGUAUGGAUUGCCCCUGAAAUUGUUGCACGUCAUCACGCCAUAGCUGAUGAAGAUGUUAGUGAUGAAGAUAACUCGGGCGAAGAACGACAUACCGUUUCUAGCGAUAUAUGGACUCUAGGUUGCGUGUUCUUUUACUUCCUAACAAGGGGCAAACAUCCGUUUGGAAGUAACAGCAGUGAUAUUAACUGGAACAUAUCCGUUACUCGUAAACCGGUCGAGCUUGAGAAAUUGGAUUUAUAUAAUUCCGUUGAAGAUUACGCAAAAAUCAAAUCCAUGAUUACAAUGAUGCCCGCUGAACGAGAGCGAUUGAACCAAGUUAUAUACAAUUUGGAAAACGACUGGAGUUGCGUAGACGAAUUGGCCCAUUCGGAUUACCAAUCGGCCGCGCAUCUUCCAGAAGUUUCAGCACCCCGAACGAGAAUCAUCCAAAGUCCGCCAAGGCUUCAUUUUCAGAUGCGACAGGAUUCAUCUGACCACCAGAUAAUCGGCGUGGCACAGAUGGGGGACGAGUUUGAUUCACCAGUUCGUGGCCGGAUCGUUUCGGAUGGCAUGGGAGAGCUCUUCCAAUCUGCUAGAGGAAAUUCCCCAGAUUAUCGACAUCGAAGACCGGGAGGCCAACGGAGUGGGCACCAUCCUAUGGGAGAAUAUUUGACGGAUCGCACUUCCAAUCAGUUGGACGCGCAACUCCAAUUGAGUGUUAAAAGGCUCUCUGAUCAAGUUGAAGAAUUACAAGACGAAUUAAAACGAACAGCUUACAUGCUCGAGGAAAAAGUCAAACUUUCUCACGAGAAAAUAGGCCAUUUAAAUGAGACAGCUAUACGCAAAAAAGUUACCACUGAUGCGGCAAAAAGGAGUUUGGAAAAUCGUGAAAUAAAAUCCCUUACCCAACUAGUCAAGUGCUACUGUGAAGCAAAAGGAACAAGAUCGUCUGAAGAGGAUAUUGACAAAGUGUGCCGACAUGUUGUCUCGUACCUUAAAAAGAACAAUAGCGAAAAACACUUCUGCCGGUGGUACCACGAAGAAGCAAUUAAGUACGUCCAGCAAAAAGCGAUUAAGGAUGUAAUCUCCGAGCACCAAAUUUGCAAUAAGAAAGGCAACAUCAACUAUGAAGUCACAGACUCAUACAAAACAUCACGUCUCCGCAACUAUAUCAAUGGACCCAUGACUUCAGAUCACUGGAAUAACUUUAGCGGAACUAGGAGCUCGAUAUUCUUGUUGGCCUUAUUUGAAAGUCUCAAAGACAAAAAAGAUUUAAUGUCGUUCCCACCGCCUGGAAUUCUCACCAUGGAUAUUCCGGUGAAGAUAUCUUCUGCCAAAAAAUCAGUCCACAUAGAAAUCGGGGAAAUCAAAUCAUCAGGUUGCGAUGCCGUUAUCAGGAAGGCGAGAACGCAGCUGAAAAGAAGUUUACUUUGCUUCCAAUGGUUGGAUAAAAUUAUUGAGACACAAGUAGAUUAUUAUGGAUUGAUUGGCAUUAUAUACAUUGAUGGAAAUCGUCAUUCGCAUAAAGAGAAUUCUGAAGAUUAUGAAGACGAAUUCACGUUUAAAGUGAAGUAUGAGACUUAUACAUAG